CACCUGACCCAAAGUCCAAGUCACGUGAUUGAUAUUCCAUCCUCGCCAUUUUGCAAUGUGGGAGAGUGGGAGGCCAGUUUUUAUGGCUAACGAAUAAAACAAAGCAGUUUUAUGUGUUGAGGACAAAGAGCGUCGUGCCUUUCUGUGUCAGUCAUGGAGGGGAUCAGCAAUAUAGCUGUACUCAUCACACACUCCUCCACAGCCUCCUCGUCCUCCUCCACUCCGUCAGCACUGGGAUCCCUCUCUCAAACCCAAACCCAGGAAGCGACAGGGGAGGACACCUCCCAGAGUUUUCAGCAGAAACAAGCUGCGGAUUCUCUCAUCCAGGUCAUUGAGAAGCUCAGCAAAAUUGUGGAGAAGCGUCCCCAGCGCCGCUGCACCUUGGUGGGACAGAAAAGAGCACUCCAACAGGCCUCUUUUGCAGGGGGAGGAGGAAGUGAGGACGGAACGAGGGGGAGCAGAGAAGGCUCUCCUUAUGAGAAAAUUAAGAGGGACCGUAAGGAGCAGGAGAGUGUAGAGGAAAUUAGAUUAGAUGGCAGCAUGGCUGAUGGCGCUCUUUCCUCACCUGUGUCUGGUGACAGUAACAUCAACAUCACCUCCGCGGUAACAGAGGUACCCAGCAACCCCAACAAGCGGACAGUGACUUGUUAUCAGUGCAGCCUGUGCCCAUAUCUUUCCCAAACGCUGCCUCUGCUGAAAGAGCACCUGAAGCAACACAAUGAGCAGCACACUGACCUCAUCCUCAUGUGCUCCAAGUGUCACUUUACCUCCAGGGACCAGGGGCAGCUGGAGGCACAUGUCAGGCUGCACUUCGACAAUGUUGGCAACCUGAGGAAGAAUUCCACUCUUUCGGAUACUUGCAGUGAAGGCAAGGAAGAGGUUUUAAGAAGGCAGGAUCUGGACUGGACUGGGAGCAGUGGCAGUAGAGGAACCGAAUUGAUCAAAAGCUCAGUGGACGGUUCGAAUGAACUACCACAGAAGAAGAAAUGGUAUAGCUAUGAAGAGUAUGGAUUGUACCGCUGCCUGAUCUGCAGCUAUGUGUGCAGCCAGCAACGAAUGCUCAAGACCCAUGCCUGGAAGCAUGCUGGCCUGGUCGACUGCUCUUACCCCAUCUUCGAGGAUGAAGGUGGGGCUCCCACAAGGAGAGAGGCCCAGGCUACAGCUAACACUGCCGCAAGCAGAGAGGAAAUAGUCGUUCUUUCUCCAGUUCUUCAAGAUAAAAGUCUGCAAAAGCUGCCCUCUGCCUUCAAGCUCCAGCUGUUUGCUGCUCCAUUGGCUGUUGAGAACAAACGUGAUGUUUCGGUUUCUAAUCUUCUUGAAAGUCCAAAAACAGCAGAGGAAGAGGAGGAAAGUGUGUACCCUAUCAAAGACCUCACCUCCGAGGAGCCCAUGGUGGAGGUGCAGGUGACGACGGAGGCGGAGUCUGAGGUGGAGAUUGAUAGUCAUCAUGAUAGCACCUCUAUCACGGACAGCUUACUGUCAUCAGCUCAGAAGAUUAUCAACAGCAGUCCCAACAGUGCCGGCCAUAUCAAUGUGAUUGUAGAGCGCCUUCCUUCGGCUGAGGAUUCAGUCAUGGCGACUAACCCACUUCUUCUCAGCCCAGACGUGGACAGGGACAAGAGCUUACUGGAUGCAGAGGAGGAAGAGCAUGACCAUGUAGGAGCUGCAAAGGAUGAUGUGGUCCCUGGCUGCAGUGUGGGUAGCACAACGGACAGCCAGCUAUUAGGAGCUGAUAUCAAAUCCUCUGUCGCUAUAAGUAGCGACCCUCCACGAGAUGAAAACAUUCCCCCAGCUGGUCGCAAGAGGACACAUUCUGAGUCUCUCCGCCUGCACUCUCUGGCUGCCGAGGCUCUGGUAACUAUGCCUAUGAGGACCCCCGAGCUCUCCACCUCCAGCACCAAAGUAACUCUAAAGACCAUUACAACCCAGGCACAGAGCCCAAACAUGGGCCAGAAACUUGUAGAGGUGACUACAGCUGGACAGAAGGCUUCUGACGUAGGGACAACAGCAGCUCUAUUGGACUUGGAGCUUCAAAGCAAGGACAGAAAGGAAGAUUUGGGGUCCCUGGGCCUGGGGGAGGGAGACGAGGAGGGCCCUUCCACUAAAGCUGGCAUCAGCCUGUCACUGCUCACCGUCAUUGAAAGACUCAGAGAGCGCUCUGACCAGAACGCGUCAGAUGAGGAUAUUUUAAAAGAGCUUCAAGACAACGCACAGUUCCAAAACGGAGCCGUGGCCGGUGUGGUCACAGGGAACAGAGCUGGGAGUUACAUGUGUAGCAUCCCAGGAAUGGACGGGUUGGGUGCCUCUCCUGAUGGUGGUCUGGUGGACUACGUCGCCGGUAGUGAACGGCCAUACCGGUGCCGCCUGUGUCGCUACAGCAGCGGCAAUAAGGGCUACAUUAAACAGCACCUGCGGGUCCACAGGCAGAAGCAGCCUUAUCAGUGUCCCAUCUGUGAGCACAUUGCCUCGGAUAGUAAGGACCUCGAGAGCCAUAUGAUCCACCACUGUAAGACCAGGAUGUACCAGUGCAAACUGUGCCCAGAUGGCUUCCACUACAAGAGUCAGUUAAGAAACCAUGAGAGGGAACACCAUAGCUUCAGCAGUGACAUGGCAGCCCUCACACCAGUCACUGAAACUGUGGCCAUGGUGGAAGAAGCAGUGCAGGGAACUGAUGAAGAAUGUGGUAUGCAGAAGAUGUAUAAGUGCGAUGUGUGCGACUACACCAGCUCGACAUAUGUUGGAGUGAGGAACCACCGACGGAUUCAUAACUCUGACAAGCCUUAUCGGUGUUGUAGCUGUGAUUUUGCCACCACCAACAUGAACAGUUUAAAGAGCCACAUGAGGAGGCACCCUCAGGAGCACCAGGCCGUGCAGCUACUGGAGCAGUACAGGUGCUCUCUGUGUGGCUAUGUAUGCAGUCAUCCCCCAUCGCUCAAAUCCCACAUGUGGAAGCAUGCUGGAGACCAGAACUACAACUAUGAGCAAGUUAACAAAGCCAUUAACGAGGCCAUCUCCCAGAGCAGCCGAGCACCUCAGAAGUUGUCUGCAGUGCCGGAGUCUGUGACAGAGCACCCUGCGGUGGCCCAGCCCUCAAAGGACAAAGCAAAGGGCUUAGUGGAACCACUGCCAACACCCACAUCAAUGACAGCAGCUGGCCUGGCUGUGGACAGCACAGGGGGCCUCCCCACACCCACCACAGACCCUUCACAGUGGCCUGGUGAAUCCCCAAGCCCCCAAGGGAAGGACCCUGCACAGCUCCAGUCUCGUUCCCAGAGCCAGCCACGUACAGGCCAGGCCCCUGUCCCGGGCCCCGGCAUGGAAUACUGCGUGCUCUUGUUCUGCUGCUGCAUCUGUGGCUUUGAGUCCACCAGUAAAGAGCGGCUGAUGGAGCACAUGAAGGAGCACGAGGGAGACAUCAUCAGUAUCAUCCUCAACAAGGAGCAGCAGCAACCAGAAGCCCAACCAGGCCUCCAAACAGCAAAGUGAGACCUGCCCUUCCCGCCCUCUUUAUAUUAAUACUGACCCUGCAGUCUUACAGUGAUCUGCUGCCCACAAAAGUAUUUUGUUAUGUUUCUUUACCUCAUGGUGAUUGUGGUGGAUAUUAAGCUGUAACCAUUUCACGUCUACUGUACCAUAGUAGUUAAUUGUCAUUUCUCAGAAUGUUCUGUGGUUAGGUCGGUUGUGAUGUCAAAGGGUUACAACUGUGAGGCUGCGAUAACUCCUGUCUAAUGCAGACACCUUGAACAGGUGUGGAGAAAAAUGAUCAAAUGAUUUUCUGAGUGGCAUAUCCUUUGAAACAAAAGUAAAAAAAAGAACAUAGAACAAUGUUAUGAGCUGUUAAUAUUUGUGUCAAAUAAUUUGACAUUAAAGAGACACAAAAUGUGUCUGUAGGGAAGUGAUUUUGAUUUCAAGGGGACAAGCCUGAGCUUUAACCCAAGUUAGAUUUUUCUCUAUACAGGGACAAGUUCAUACCUCACAAAACCACACAAUCCCUCACCAGAAAUGGAUAAAAGAUUCACAUAUUUUCCAGUUUAAUUCAUAUUGACCAUAAGGCAGCUCUUUAUUGCUACUGUAAUAUUUAAUGUAUUUAAUCCGACACAGUUGAGGCUCUAGCCUAGUUAAGGAGGUACAUGUGCAAACUCACCAAUGCCUAAACACAUGUAUCACAGCUUUAAUAUGAUUUAAUAUUUAUCAGUGUAUUUUAUGCAUGUUAGUUUCUGUUAUGCCAAUUUAAAGAGGCAAAUGUUUAUUAUGUUUUGCAUAUUUUGUUUUUGUUUGUAUGAGUGACAGUAAUUUUACUUGUUGGGUCAUUUAUAAAGUAGUGUCUUUAGAGGAGAAAGUAGUAGUUCUCAGAGUGGAAGUUAACCAGAGCAAAGUAGAAAUUGAUCUUUGAUUGAUUUGAGUGUAGUUUACCAGCAACAGAGGUAUUGGUUUAGGGCAUGUUGACAAAAGGAAUGAUGAAAAGGGAAGUUAGCAUAGGUAGGGCUUUUACUUUAAUUGAAUGGUGCCUAGAUAUUUGAAAGCAGGAAUAUGUUGUAUUGAAUCAGACACACAUUUCACUUGUGAUUGUGGUGCUAGGCUCACUUUAAGAGUUGCCAUUGAAGGUACGGUCCGUUUCUUUUUAUAGCCUGUGCAAUUUAUGUUGUGUAUAUAAUAACAUUUUUAUGAUAACCUCUAAUCUGUUUUGUCAGUGUUUUUAAAAUACAAACUGUCUAGUUUCAAACACAACUUGUAAUGACUGCUGUCCCAGCUAACAAAUAUGCCUGAAAUAAGAAGUCAUAGAUGCAAAAAUUGGGUUUGGAAGGCGAUACGUUUUCGAGGUAGCAUUCUCAUGUGAUUGACUGGAAGCAGCAACGUAAUAUAAUUAUUGUAGCUCUGAUAUGGACAUACUCAACUCAGCACAGUGUAAUGAUGAUAAAGCGGAAAUUUCGAUCAAUGAAGGCUUCAUGUUUACCCUAAUAUCGCAAAUGAUGCUGACUGUGCAGAAAACACCUGGGUGAAAUGAAAGGGAAGGAAAAAGGAGGACUGGCACAGAUCUAACUAUCUAGUCACUCAGAUGCAUUUUAGCAACAACCAAAGUAUGUCUCACACUUAAUUCAUUCAUUCAUUCAUGUAAAAUCGUGCAAUUCAUUCGGGACAUAAAGUUAAAAAAUUGCUAAUGCUAUCUUCUUGAUUUCCGGAGAGCUUUACAGGAGAACAUUCCUGUUUCUGCUACAAUCUUGCCUGAAAAACCCAUCAAGAUCGCAUUAAAAAUUUUAAAUUAACAUAAAAUUAAACAUAGAUUAAAGAUAAGCAUUGAAGAUAAGGAUUAUUCUUUUAAACCUUACAUUCAAUGUCAAAGUCUCAGACCAUCUAAUGUAUCAUGCAGUCCUGUCAUGCAGAAGACACUUUGUCACAUUAACUUAUCAGUGUGCCAUCACUUUCUUACAUCCACACGGAUGGUGCCUGGGAAAAUUAAGAUAAAAUGGAAUAUGCACAUGUGUGUGGCAUAGUGGAAGACAAAAUUAAAUCUCUAUCUCAAAGACCUGUUACCGGGCCUAGAAUUCUCAUUAUCAAAGCAGGUAAUUAUUGUCUGGCUUUUAAUUUACAAUUCUACGUGGCAGAAUUAUGGAAGAUGGUGACAUGUCUGAAUAAAAAAAUAAAUAAAAUACAAAUGGGACUUCAGCGUCCCUGCCAUCUGUUUAACUCAGUAUGCAUGUAAAUGAGCAGUGAGAAUUAAAGACUGAACCGGCCACAGCCACACACAGACACACCCCAGCCCUCCCCAUUCUAUCAUAGGGAGAUCUUCUAUUAAUCUGACAGCUCGUAAUUAUUCAACUCAUGAAUUCUAGUUAAAGGUUCCCUGUGGAGUUUUUUUUUACCUCUAGUAGCACUAAGGAGCUGUUUUUCCAUGAGUAGUUCCCUGUUGGUCAUGUGAUACACUAUCCUGCCAAUGGUUUCACACUAUUCCACUGAUCCACAUUUGGCGGUAAUGUGCCAGCAAAGACGGUGAAGGAGGAGACUGCAAGCUAGUAAACAUGGAUGGAAACAAUGCAGGCUUUGCUAAUGUUUACUAACGAGGAAGGAAAUGCACUCGACACAUUUGUUAGAGCUCAAAGAUACGCACAGUGAGUUUUGGUGAGAAACACUGAAUGUAAACAUAACUUUUGUUUGUUUUCAAGAAAACUCCACAGGGCCCCUUUUAAACCUGGAUUUUAUGGGUUUUUUUAACUGUAGUUGUGAGCACACCGUUUUCCUUCGUAAUGAGGGAAUAUUACCAGUAUUUUGGAUGUGCUCCUUUUAUGGUUUUAUUUUUGCCACUGUAGGUUUUAGCAAAUGUUACUCAAACAAGCCAUAAAUCAAUCAACUGUGCAUUAAUACACAUUUGGUGCACUAGUGACUAUUAUCGGCAGCAGGGUGGUGUAUGUGGGAUAGACUACAGUGUAGUCAGUGAAGUACACUACAGUGCUUGUUUUCAUGGUAAUGUAGAGGUAUGUCAUCCAGUUUAACAGUGUGGCCCAUUAAUGCGUUUUCAAUCGUUUUUGAAGGUGGAGGUUUAAUGGCACAGAGGAAUAAGAUACAUCAGGUUUUGGAUGCAAAGACAAUACUUGUCUGUAGGAUCAAUUCUUUGUUGAUUUUUGUCUUUUCGUGAUAGUUAUUGAAAAUAAGUAGAAAUAUGUAAUAUACAAUAUCCCCAGACUUGUCCUUGGUGUGUACAGCAUUAUCAUAACCAAUAGAAAUGAUGGCCAAAGCUACAAAAAGCAGCCUGCAAGUAGUAAUAAACUCACUGAACUCAAUGACUGUACAUUUAUAAGUGUUAAUUGGGAAUAACAGAAUAACUUCACACUCCCUUUCAGUUGAUGGUUUACAGCAAACCAAGCACUGCAGUGUUAGCCAGACCUGGAAAAAUUUAAUAAGCAGUUGUGUACCAUGGCAUUUCAUAGUUGUGAUUAUAACAUAGCUCGUGAUAAUAUUUCAAGUAAAACAAAAUCUUUUCAGAUAUUUUUUUAGAAUGUUUGCUUAAUUGCUAACAAGUGAAGACAAAAAAUAACUUGCAUUCAAAUCCUGUUGGAGUUAUUGUAAAGUUCAGUUAACAGCUGGGAAAUGCAUCUUGGGUCGUUCCCCUGGUGGUAAAUGCAUAUAGGUCAAGUGGGAUUUUGCAGGCAGUGAUAUAUCCCAUUUGGUGUCACAAAUUGCAAAAGUGUGUCAACACAGACAGCAGACACAGCAAGUAUGAAAGCAAGUGUUUACCACCUUCAGAGCAUACAGAGCUUCCCCAUUCACCACGGUUACAUUUCCCUCAAACAGUUUUAAUUCAUACCGCAACUACAGAACUAUAAAUUUGUGCCAUAUUUGAAAGCAAAGAAUUGUCUUUUGUUUUAGUUUAUUGUGCUUUUGGAUUCAAGGUAUUAUUUGUGUUGAAAGUAGAAUUUUGACCUCUCUGCCAAAACUUCGGUCAAAUAUCUAAGUGUUCCAGCAAUAGAGCCAUAUUUUCAUUUGUGCAUGAAAUAGACAGUCAGUGGUUUUGAAGUGGAAGCAAAAAUCUUGAUUUUGUGACAAUUAUGGAUAUUAUCAUUUGAACACCUUACUAUGUUUUCAAUAGAGACAAGUCCAUACUUUCAUUUUAUUUAGCAGUCUGGGGGACAUUGAAACAACAACAAACCAAGAAUGUGAAAUAGCCCUUUCUUAUAUUACUAGCUAUUUUACCUAGUAAUGUGCUCAAACACUUGGUACUGUAUUUUUAGAGUGUACAUAUUGUAGAUGAAAACUGCAGAACCUUAAAACUGACUUUUUAUAAAAGAUAAAAUCUAUUUUUUAAUGAUCUUGUAAAAAAAAAAAAUAAAUAAUUGAGACAAAAACGUUUUAGAUUGAAUUUUGGCUCUGAUCUUAUUUACUCCUAGUGUAUUUGAGGGAACUGAUGGUUUUAAGCUAAACACAGCAAAAUGAGCUGCGUGAAAUUAAACCAAAGGAGGUGGAGAGGAUAUAACGUGUCUGUCCGGAUCAGUGUAUUUUUGCUCAUAUUCAAUUUUGUAAUGGAGGUUCAACGUGGAAUUGUUUCAGACAGCAGUGUGAUGCUUGCUUUAUGUUUAUUUAUUUUUAGAACAUCAUAGGCUUUAUAUGUCACUACUUUGCCAUUGUAUUUUUGGUAAUAAAGACAGAAAUAAAUGA
Siniperca chuatsi (mandarin fish) is the source of this 8148-nucleotide messenger RNA. RefSeq names its product zinc finger protein 507 (gene znf507). The record is from RefSeq and is a predicted model, not a curated record. The transcript is spliced from 7 exons. The coding region runs from base 154 to 3486 and encodes 1110 amino acids. Gene Ontology annotation, biological process: regulation of transcription by RNA polymerase II. Gene Ontology annotation, molecular function: DNA-binding transcription factor activity; RNA polymerase II cis-regulatory region sequence-specific DNA binding. Lineage: Eukaryota; Metazoa; Chordata; Actinopteri; Centrarchiformes; Sinipercidae.